This is a messenger RNA of Spizellomyces punctatus DAOM BR117, 649 nucleotides long. RefSeq lists its product as uncharacterized. The transcript is spliced from 4 exons. NCBI's taxonomy places the organism in Eukaryota, Fungi, Chytridiomycota, Chytridiomycetes, Spizellomycetales, Spizellomycetaceae. Bases 1 to 390 code for a protein of 129 amino acids. The record is from RefSeq and is a predicted model, not a curated record.
AUGGCUUCCUCCACUUCCCCCCUCGUCAUUUUUGACGAGUUUUCUAAGCUACGCAUCCUAGAUCCAGUUCAAUUUGAGACAUCUGAGAAGCUGAAAGAGGAAUGCAAAGAUUUUACGCAAAGAGUGAGCAAUUUCAACGAAAUUGUGGAAAUGUUCCUCAAAAUGAUGGAAGAGAAGGCCGAGCAGAUCGAAUCCGAGAAGCUUAAAGCGAUAGGGCUACGAAACCGAGCAGAACAACAGAUGGAGAAUAGAAAGGGUACACAGAAGCAGCUGCAAUCCUUAAUCAAGGAGCGUCAAGCUGAAUUAGACAGGCUCACAGUGCAGGUGGACUCUCUCGUCAAAGUGCAACAUGAGCAGGAAGCCUUGAUUGACAGCUUGAGCUCAAAAUGAAACCGCUCAUCCACAAGGUCGUUACGAUGCACCGGCUUUUAUUGAGCAGACCACCCAUUCGCCUGAAGCCAGAAACUAUCCCGCACUCAUUUUGUGGAUACAAGAUUUAUAUAGCGCACCAAUAUUGGUUGACCACUUAUCCAGAGCAUUAUAAUGCAGCGUGUCUGUCGAGCUGCGAGGAAAAAGGUCUAUAGUUAGCAUGUACCCCGGGAUGCUGGCAUUCCAUAUCCGUAUCACGUACUGUGAAUGUAACUCUAAG